Messenger RNA from Mya arenaria, 821 nucleotides. RefSeq lists its product as uncharacterized. The transcript has 5 exons. Lineage: Eukaryota; Metazoa; Mollusca; Bivalvia; Myida; Myidae. The coding region runs from base 66 to 707 and encodes 213 amino acids. The record is from RefSeq and is a predicted model, not a curated record.
UUCACAUUUAAACAGCUGAAGUUUUAAAUGUUAUAUUGGCAAUGGUUUAAAAGCAUUUAUUCGAUAUGAUUAAUAGUAUACAAUUUCUGUGCAAGCUGCUAUGGAUAUACUCGUUCGCAAUUGUUAAAGGAAUACCACCCACUCCUACGUGGCCUGAUGUCUACAAGUCAUGCGUGAACGUGGAUACACCUCGUGAGUUUAUCAAGGCGGGUUGGUACGUGGAUACAGAAAACAGACGCAUGCGCCUUGACAGCUAUGGGGUCCCAAAAGGUCUAAACAUGUCAACGGCACAGGUAUUACAGUACUACAUCAGCGAAUAUGAGAGUUUUGAAUAUGCGUGCGAGGAUUAUGGACCUCCCUUGUACAUCUUCAUAUAUCUGUAUGACCAAGGCCGUAUGUUGACCCUCUUUCCAUCGCCCAAUCCUCCGUACCGGCAAUGCACUAUAAGCACCAUAUUCAACAAAUUUCCCAGCAGCCCCUUAUCAACGGAAGUGGAGUUUGUUGAGGAGUCACAUGACAAUAUCACCACGUUUAACCAUUGGCGCUCCGAGUUCUUUCUCUACACGCUUGAUUACUACUUCCAUGCGGCUAAUGGGCUGCCUUACAAAUUGAUUGUCAAUGAAGAGGAAAAUUUGUUUAUAUCUUUUAUUGAGGAAGCCCUUUCACCUUCAACUUUCGCUCCACCCCAGCACGUAGUUUGCAAAUAAAAUAAAUAUUUUUAUUGCUUUAUAUAAUUGUAUGUGGAUCAUAAUUAUGAUGGCUGAUUAUUGACAUUUCGUUUUUUAGCAUUUUCAAGGAAUUAAACUAUACUAGGCCCGCCA